UUAGCACUUUUAGCUUGCCUGAUUUUAUCUUUUUCAGUACCAUCUCUUGCCUAUGGGAAGAAAACAACAUGGCCACCACUUAGAGUAGGUUUCUACAGAUAUAGAUGUCCUCCUGCUGAAGAAAUUGUGAAAAAUGUUGUAUACAAAGCCGUAUCGCGUAAUCCAGGCAUUGCUGCUGGCCUUAUCAGGCUACAUUUUCACGACUGCUUCGUCAGGGGGUGUGAUGCAUCAGUACUAUUGGAUGGACCAAACUCAGAGAAGGAAGGUGUUCCCAACAAGAAUAGUUUACGAGGUUUCGAGGUUGUUGAUGCAGCAAAAGCACAACUUGAGGAUGCAUGCCCCGGAACUGUAUCCUGUGCUGACAUUCUUGCCUUUGCUGCUCGGGACAGUUCCUAUAAAGUUGGGAAUAUAUACUAUGAUGUCGAAGCUGGACGUCGUGAUGGUAGAGUUUCCAUUGACUCUGAAACAUUGGCCAAUCUUCCUUCUCCAUUUGUCGACGCCAAGGAACUCAUCAAGAACUUUGCCAGAAAAGGUAUGUCCGCUGAUGAAAUGGUGACCCUAUCUGGCGCGCAUUCCAUUGGCAUUGCUCACUGCGCUGUUUUCGCUAAUCGCCUUUACCCUCAAAACAACCAACAAAAUCUGCCAAUUGAUCCUGAAUACGCCAACUUCUUGAAGUCCAUUUGCCCACCAGAGGCACUCACAAACGGGACAGGAGUCACGAACCCUGCAAAUCUUGAUGUCCUGACACCAAACAGGUUGGAUAACAAAUACUACGCUGCGUUAAAGAGUAAAAAGGGGCUGUUGAUUUCUGAUCAGGGGUUGCUGGCCAAUCCUACAACUGCUAAAAUGGUGAACUUCAAUGCAAGAUAUGGUUCA
Nicotiana tabacum (common tobacco) is the source of this 876-nucleotide messenger RNA. RefSeq names its product peroxidase 5-like. Gene Ontology annotation, biological process: hydrogen peroxide catabolic process; response to oxidative stress. The record is from RefSeq and is a predicted model, not a curated record. Gene Ontology annotation, molecular function: heme binding; peroxidase activity. NCBI's taxonomy places the organism in Eukaryota, Viridiplantae, Streptophyta, Magnoliopsida, Solanales, Solanaceae.